This is a messenger RNA of Mobula hypostoma (lesser devil ray), 5872 nucleotides long. It is a transcript of the gene rnf217, whose product is annotated as ring finger protein 217. Gene Ontology annotation, cellular component: ubiquitin ligase complex; cytoplasm. The transcript is spliced from 6 exons. The record is from RefSeq and is a predicted model, not a curated record. Gene Ontology annotation, biological process: positive regulation of proteasomal ubiquitin-dependent protein catabolic process; protein polyubiquitination; ubiquitin-dependent protein catabolic process. NCBI's taxonomy places the organism in Eukaryota, Metazoa, Chordata, Chondrichthyes, Myliobatiformes, Myliobatidae. Gene Ontology annotation, molecular function: zinc ion binding; ubiquitin protein ligase activity; ubiquitin conjugating enzyme binding. The coding region runs from base 630 to 2126 and encodes 498 amino acids.
UCGACCUUGGCACUUUUUUUUCGCGACAAGGAAGCACUGCAGAUUUUCGAUUGCACUUUUGAAUUUUAGCUUGCAAUUCUGAUUUUGCUUGUCAAAUUAUUAUUUGUUUGGAGAAUUGUUAGUUCCAUUGUCCUAUUUACUUGCAAAAUACUUGCUCAAUUCUAUCCAUAAAACUUUUUGAUCGGUACUACAAUCACUGCUAUUCGGUGUAUUAGAUGAAUUUCCCGAUAUCUUUCUAUAAUUAAUUCUACUGAUAUUUACGGUAAAUUCAACGUGCCCAUUUAUCACGGUAAUUACAGUAAACCCCGAACAGUUGAAUCGACCCGACUUUGUUGUGAAAGUAUGAAUGUAGGAAACAGCCUGCACGAUAAUUUCUGGGAAGCUCCGGGUUCGUGAAAUCGUUCCAAAUCUGCCUUUUGUAAAUCGGAGUGAAGUGCGUUCCGAGAAUGAAUGCCUCGGGAAAAGGAAAGACGACAUUCCCGAAAUCUUGCUUUUGAAAGGUUUGACUUGCAAUCCCUCCUCCCGGGGAAAACAUGAACGAGUGAAUGUUAUCAGUGGCGAUCGCGAAAAAAAGGGGGGAGUGGGACCCGGAAGCAGAUGCGGGACUAAGCUUGUUUUGAGCCGUGCCUAUGGGAUUGGAGUCAGGAAUGGAAGAUGAAUGUGUUAGAGAUGGGGGAGACCUGCUUACGUCCAGCGAGGAUGAGGACACGGCCGAGGUCGGCCGGGCCACGGACCGCCCGCCCCAUGGAGUGGAAAGCCCUGAUGCCGUUGCAGCCGGCCAGCGGCAUGAGGAGGAGCACUCCGCCCGGUUCGGGACCUGCCCUCCACCCGCUGACCAGCGCAACAAUAAGGAGUGCCCCGCCGGGCUCGAGUCUCGCCCGCCGUCCGCUGGGCAACACCACCGCCGGCGUUCCUCCAGGUCCUGCCCGGCGCCCGGAGACCUCCAGGACAAUGAGACCGGACCUCCACCGGCCGCCCAGCAAACACGCCCGCAGCCGGGGUCGGAGCUUUGGCAGCACGUCUACUGCACUGUCUAUUGCGUGGAGAAUGAGAACCACAAGAACUCGGAGCUGGGAGGCGAAGGUGAACAGACUAAUUACCCUCCUGACUCGGGCCGAUCCACACCGACCGCCCUCAGCCGCCGGACGGACCGGGACACUGCACAUUCCCCGACACCAGAAGGACCUUCCAUUUCGGAACCCUUUAACAUCUCCCGGCAGAUCGACAUUAAUUCGCUGGGAAACCUUUACGUCGGGGAGUAUAAACAGUUAGUUAUUUUGACCUGUCGAGUUUGUCUGGAUGAGAAACCUAUCCGACCACUUCCUUGUUGCAAGAAGGCUGUAUGCGAAGAGUGUUUGAAGAGAUACCUCAGCAAUCAGGUACAGCUGGGAAGAGCGGAGAUAAAAUGCCCUAUUACUGAAUGCAGCAAAUAUAUGGAUGAAAGCACUGUUAUCUCCAAUUUGCCUCGUGAUGACAUUGUCAAGUACAGUUACUUCCUAGAGCUGAGCAGGGUUGAUUCCAGCACAAAGCCCUGUCCUCAAUGCAAGCAUUUUACUACUUACAGACGGAAGAGCAACAUUCCAACCCCUACAAAAUCAGAGAGCAAGUUCAAAAUUCAGUGUUCCGUGUGCCAAUUUGUUUGGUGCUUUAAGUGUCACUCUCCUUGGCACGAAGGUUUAAACUGCAAAGAAUACAGAAAGGGUGAUAAGCUGUUACGCCACUGGGCCAGUGAGAUUGAGCAUGGGCAAAGAAAUGCUCAAAAAUGCCCAAAGUGCAAGAUUCAUAUCCAGAGGACAGAAGGCUGCGAUCACAUGAAUUGUUCACAAUGCAACACUAACUUUUGCUACCGCUGUGGGGAGACGUACCGGCACUUUCGAUUCUUUGGUGACCAUACUUCCAAUUUAAGCAUUUUUGGAUGCAAAUAUCGCUACCUCCCCGACAGACCACAUUUACGAAGAUUAGUCCGUGGUUCUGUCUGUGCUGGAAAGUUACUAAUUGCUCCUUUGAUGCUGGUUUUGGUUGUGGUGGUUGGAGCCAUAGCAUUUGUAGUAGGUUUGUUUGUCUUUCCUAUCUAUUACAUUUGUAAAAAGCAAAGGAAACGGUCGCAGACUGGUAUGUUUACAUAAACGAAAGUCUCACUUACACGGGUAACGGCGGAUGUGUCAGGGUCUUCACAGAACUCCGCAGUGAGAAGCAAUAGCACGUAACAAACAACUAGAUAUCGAACAAAUGUGAAACUGGGAAUGUUGCCAUGAAUUAUUAUCUUUUUUUUGGCCAUAUUACCAAGCAGUACACUAUUCUCAGAAUACUUCCAAAGACCUGGCUACAAGCACUGUGAUGUACAACUCAAAGAAAGAAGAAAAUAAUCAAUUUGUUGUGAAGUGGCUGCAUCAGGAGUAAAACAUAAGCGUGCUGAUGAAGGGGCUGUCUUACCAUUUUGCACAUGUUAGUUAUAAUCAUGGAUGGUGCAAGCUUCUCGUAACGUUUGCACUUCCUGUAUUGUUCUAACACUGUCUUAAUAUCUCAAUUUCUGAAGAAUACUUUUCUCUGCACUAUAUGACACUUCUGUUCCUUUUGUAAUGGAAAAAUAUCAUCUCAAGGAAUAUUCACAUGUUACAUGCUCCACUUCAUUUGGCCCUCGUCUGUAUGGAUAUAUCAUCCACUUGUUAACAGCUGUCAUUUUUAGAAUUGCAAUUAUAAUUCAGCUGAUCCAUGAAGAGUUAAACUGGGGAGUUUUAGAAGGGAACUCAAGUUAACUCUUCUAUUUAGUCCAAAGAGCGAGCAAUCUUUAUCAUUAUAAUACUCAAGGAGCUUAAAUUGUAGCCAAAGUAAUGUAUAUACAGUAGUCUGUUUUUUCCCCCUAAAUGAAAAACUGCCCUUUAUUUUAGUAGUGGGAAUUAUUGGAAACUGGUUGAAGCUAACAUUUUGCUAAAAUGUGAAUGGCAGAGAUCUUGCAAAAAGCGAACAUUUGAUUUGUUGUUAUUGAUUCAGUGAUUGGUGUCAUCAAUAUUUAAAAGUAAGCUGUUGGGGGACCAGAAGCAGUAGGUGUAAAUAAUUUAAAAUGCUGAAGGAAUUUUUGUUUUUGGGUUUUAACAAUCCACUUCGGUAGCUCUGAUCACUGGUCACAGAUAGACUCAAGUGUUUCAGUGAGCACUACCUGCUUCUCCUCUGGGGGCAUCCUGCCACGGGAAGAGACCCGGGGUGCCAAGUGUGCUCUCCCCAUCCUGGAUCCAUGAGGAGCCACAGUAUAUUAAAUGAAAGUAUGAGUUCAUGGCAGCCUGGGAUUUUUCCACUUAGCUAAAUUGCCUCAUGCUAAUUGUGACUAAUUGCCAGGAGAGCAGAAAAGGAGGAAGUUCUUACUCCAGCAGCUUGCAUUCCAUCUAACAUCAUCAACUGAUGCCAUACCAUAUAAGGUAACUUUUUGUGCCUUAUUAAUUUUUUAAGAGGAGAUCCCUCUGCUGCUGAUAGCCAAGCUCUAUGUAAGAUGUAUAUUAACUCUGUACUGCAAUAAGAUGAGUCACGUGGUUGUCAUUAUCAUAAUUUGAAAAUAAGAAAACUUAAUGUCGACUUUUGCAGAGAACUGCAAAAAAAGUUAUAAGUUUGGGAAGAUGUGGUUUUGCUAGAAAUGUUUCCUCAUAGGUACCUCCUUUCACUAGCUGAUCCAAUAAUAUGAGAAGAAUAGUUCUGACAUUGUAAUAUCUUACCGUUAUUAACUAUUUUGGACUUCUCCGUUUAAACCAAUUCAAAAUUCAGUACUUUAUCAAAACUCUGUGCUGAAGUGCUUAAAAAACAAUGUUUUAUAAAUUCUUUGUUUAAAUAUUAAUUUGUAGUGAGUUAUUUUUCAAUUAAAAUAAUAAGAAACUCAGUAUUAAUCUAACCAGUCAUAUCCUGCACACCUGGCAAAGUUGGCAUUUUAUUUUACUGGAUAGCAAAAAGUGGUUUGAGAUUACUGACUUUCAAUUUUACAACUUCUAUAAACCCAGUAAAAUACUUGGGUGAAAAUGUUGAUAGAUACAGUAUAACUCCCGCAAAACUUGACAUCCAGUUGUGUUAGCAUCUUUUUGAGUGUAAAACAAUGUUUUUGUGAUUGGCUGAAUAUUAUGAUAACAUUAUACAAAUUGAGUGUUACAGUUUCUGUGAAGUAUAAGACCGUAAACCAGUUACUAGUGAGAAAAAUUCAAGUUCCAAACACGUCUUUGCAAACAAGGCUGAGAAAAUAAUGAGCAAUGAAUUAGAUCCAUGAGGAAACCAAACUUGCACAGAACACAGGCAGCACAAUUAAAAUUUCCUCUCAUACUGAGCUCACAACAAGGAAGUGCGGGUCAUGGAAUUAACCUAUAAUCUGUGUCCAAUUAAAAGCAACAUUCUUUUGGUUGAUUUGUUUUUAUUAACCACUGGACCUUUAUCAGUUUUGACCUGAUUACAUUUGCAAACUUUAAUUCAGAACAAAAAGGACUUCCUUGGAUAUGCAGAAUUUUUGUUGUUAUACAAUAUGGAUUUUAAUAAAACCAAAGAUAUUUUAUUUAGUUCCGUCAAGUCAUAUAUAAUAAAUGAUGAUGAUGGGCUUUCACAUCUCUUCAUCCCUUUUUAAACUUCAUCAAGUUUAAAAAACUGCCCUUGCUUUAUUUUAGUAGUGGGAAUUAUUAGAAACUGGUUGAAGCUAACAGGUUAUUGAAAUGUGAAUGGCAGAGAUCUUGCAAAAGGCAAGAUUAAUUUGUUGUUGAUUAAGUAACCUAAACAAGAGACAAUAAGUCCAUCUUUCAGUUUGCACAAUAAUCUCCUCCUAAAAACAGCAGGCUGCUUUUUAAAGCAACAUUCUGGCCAAGUCUGGCUUGUCUAAGCUGGUACACGACUGGCAUGAGGAAUGAAACAAAAUUUGAAAUUGCUAAUAAUUUGAGAGUAAUUUUUUUUAUCUAUUAAGGGGCUAAUUUAGCAAAACCACAACCCACAAAUAUAUUUUGUACAAUAUACUUCCUUUUGCAAUCAGUAAUUUCCAGUCAGGUCACUCUUUUGUUCUAUUUCCUUUCAUGUGCCCUUUAUAACAAGACAGUUAAUUUUCCUCAAAAUGUUAUGAAGUUAACUGCAAGAGCAAAUUGAUAACUGAACAGUUACAGAUUUUCUUAUAUAAGUGAUUUUUGAUGUUGGCAGUGUAUUUCUGUUUCUAAAUAGCUACAGAAUUAAUGAAAACUGCAUAGUGCCCUUAAAUGUCUGUAUUAAUAGACAAUUCAUUAACAAAGGAUGUGCCUUUUUUAUUUGACAUGAUUUCAUCAUCUUUUCACGAAGCAAAUUGCAUAAAAUUUAGCUAAUUAGCAAUGAUCCAAAGUGCAAAAACGAAGAUGUUCAUAUAUUAAUGCCAAAUUAAAUUUCCUUUAUUUCCUCACCACCACCACAUACACGUAUAAGAAAGCAGAGAAAAACUUGAAACUAGAGGUACUUUGCACUUGUUUAUUCGUCUUCUGUCAAUAUUAAGAUCCUGCUGGCCAGGGUCAGGGAAAUAAUCAAAAAUGUUACUUUUACAAGCUGUUUCUGUGGAUUGUGCUGCGAAAGUAUAUUUAAGCUUAUUCACGUUCAUUUUCUUUAGUUUUUUAAGAAAAGGAAAAUGUAGUUGUUAAGCCAUUUUCAUAUUAACCACUACUUGAGUCAGAUGAUGGAAGUUACUGUGCAUAAAUUCUAUGUAAAUGUGUCUGAUUAAUGGCUCAUCAGCAUCCAACAACUAGAAAUAACUGCUUGGGUAAUUCAUUGUGACUGGAGCAGAAACAACUACCAGUACUACUUCUGAUAGCUUUUUUUGUGCAAAACAGUAGCUGAAAUAAUGUGAUUAAGUAUAUCAAAUGUACUAUUCUAUAGAGAAAGAAAUAAAAUGAAAUUACAU